This is a messenger RNA of Nannospalax galili (Upper Galilee mountains blind mole rat), 5273 nucleotides long. It is a transcript of the gene Col15a1, whose product is annotated as collagen type XV alpha 1 chain. Lineage: Eukaryota; Metazoa; Chordata; Mammalia; Rodentia; Spalacidae. The transcript has 41 exons. The record is from RefSeq and is a predicted model, not a curated record. The coding region runs from base 290 to 4402 and encodes 1370 amino acids. Gene Ontology annotation, cellular component: basement membrane.
CAGCGGUACCAGCAGGCUGGGCUGUUCAGAGCUUUGUCCGCGAGUGAAUGGGCUUUCCUUGAGGGUUAUAUAAGGCAGCCUGGGGCGGCAGGAGGAAAGGGGCGUGGGGAGGCGCGGCGGGGACCGGCGGGCGAGGUGGGGCGCCGCGCGCUUCGGGGAGCCCAGGGCUCAGCGGAGUCGGUUUUCAGAGCGAGGGUGCCGGCAGGCAGCAGGGAUCCUGCAGUCGCCACUGAGCGCCUCCACUUUUGUUCCGCGAGGGAAGCGGAGCUGGGCUUGGCGCGCCAGCACGAUGGCACCCAGGAGGACCGAGCAGGGCUACCGCCCGCCAUGGCUGCUCUCCAUCACCUUCGCGCUGUUCUCCGCUGUCCUGCAGACUCACGCCGGGACAGGGCCGGCCUCCCAGAACCAUCUGGACCUCACAGAGCUCAUCGGUGUUCCUCUGCCCUCAUCUGUGUCCUUUGUCACUGGCUAUGGUGGCUUUCCAGCCUAUAGCUUUGGGCCUGGUGCCAAUGUUGGCCGCCCAGCCAGGACACUCAUCCCACCCACCUUCUUCAGGGACUUUGCCAUCAGUGUGGCGGUGAAGCCCAGCAGUGCCCAAGGCGGUGUGCUCUUCGCUAUUACUGAUGCUUUCCAGAAGGUCAUCUACCUGGGCCUGCGGCUCUCCAGUGUGGAGGAUGGCCACCAGCGGAUCAUUCUCUACUAUACCGAGCCCAGCUCUCACGUGUCCCAUGAAGCUGCUGCCUUCUCAGUGCCCAUGAUGACUAACAGGUGGAAUCACUUUGCCGUGACCAUCCAGGGUGAGGAGGUGACCCUCCUCAUGGACUGCGAGGAGCACAGUCGUGUCCUUUUCCAGCGGUCCUCCCAGCCUCUGACUUUUGAGCCCAGUGCAGGCAUCUUUGUAGGCAAUGCAGGAGCUACUGGGCUAGAGAGAUUUAUGGGCUCCAUACAACAGCUCACUGUCUACACUGACUCCAGGACCCCCGAGGAGCUGUGUGAAGCCCAAGAGUCCUCAGCAUCUGGAGAAGCCAGUGGGUUUCAGGAGAUGGAUGAAGUUGCUGAGACCCUGGAAGCCGUCACCUACACUCAAGCCCCGCCUAAAGAAGCCCACGUUGAACCCAUAAGCAUGCCUCCUACUUUAUCUUCUCCUGCUAAAGACACAGAGCUUUCUGGUGAACCUGUGCCAGAAGGGACCCCAGAAACCAACUCAAGCAUCAUUGGGCACAGCAGCCCUGAGCAAGGGUCUGGUGAGAUCCUGAAUGACACACUGGAAGUCCCAAGUUCUGAGGAUGGCUCAGGGGCUGGGGCCUUGCUGGGUAUCACUGAAGGUCGGGGAUUAUCAGCACCAGUAACAGGUGAGGCUGAAGUGCCUGUCACCACUGGCCAGGAAGCAGAGAUUGGCAGUGUGCUCACUGGGAGACCCACCCUGUCUGUGUCCACCCAGAACCCUGGGCAAGUGACCACUCCAGAUCCAGAGGAUGAAGAAGGUCUAGCAACAGCAGGAUCAGGGGAGACUGAGGUGCCCAUCAGCACUGCCAGGGAAGCAGAGGCCAGCAGCAUGCCCACUGGGGGGCCAACCCUAUCUCUGUUCACCCAGAAGCCAAGGGAAGAGGCCACACUGGGUCCAAAUGUUGAAGAGUGGUUAACCCCAGCUGCAGCUGUGUCCCAAGUGCCUCUCGGUGCUUUUGAGGAAGAGGAAGCCAGCGGGACUGCCAUCAACAGCCUGGAUGCCUUCACACCCACAGUGGCCCUUGGGCAAGCCAGCGAGGCUCCUACAGACAGCCAGGCAGCUCUCACACCCUCAGCUUCCCCUGAGCAAGUGGUUAUUACUUCUGCACCUGCUGAUGGAGAAGGCUUGGCAGCCUCAACAGAGGAGGCUGGAGGGGAGGGCUCUGGCCAUAUGCUCCCUAGUGGGCCUCCACUCCCCAAACCCACAGUGAUUCCUGAGAGGCAGGUCACUCUGACUCAGAAAGUACACAUGGGAAUGACAGAGCACGCUGGGCCCAGAGGAGAAAAGGUGGGAGUGGAGGCUGAGGGCUCUGGCCUGGGCUGGGGCCUGGAUGGUGGCUCAGGCUCUGGAGACGUGAUGGGCAGUGAGGAAUUGUUGAGAGGUCCUCCUGGCCCCCCAGGCCCACCUGGAUCACCUGGGAUUCCAGGAAAGCCAGGAACUGAUGUUUUCAUGGGGCCCCCUGGCCCUCCUGGAGAGGAUGGAGCUACUGGCGAGCCAGGACUCCCGGGUCCUGAAGGUCAGCCUGGACUUGACGGAGCUUCUGGAAAGCCUGGGAUGAAAGGAGAGAAGGGAGCAAGAGGGCCCAAUGGUUCUGCCGGUGAGAAGGGUGACCCUGGCAACCGAGGCUUUCCAGGGCCCCCAGGGAGAAAUGGACAAGUUGGCAUGCCUGGGGUCAUGGGACCACCAGGGCCUCCUGGACCCCCUGGACCUCCAGGUCCUGGCUGUACAGCAGGACUUGGAUUUGAGGAUACUGAAGGUUCUGGAAGCAUCCCACUGCUGAAAGAACCCAGAAUCCCGGGACCAACCCCUCCAAGUGGUCCCAAAGGAGAAAAAGGUGACCAGGGACCCAAGGGUGAAAGGGGAAUGGAUGGAACAGGCACCAUGGGACCCCCUGGGCCCAGGGGGCCACCUGGGCGCAUCGAGGUCCUGUCCAGUUCUUUGAUUAACAUCACCAAUGGAUCCAUGAAUUUCUCGGACAUUCCUGAGCUCAUGGGGCCUCCGGGGCCGGAUGGUGUGCCUGGGCUGCCAGGAUUUCCAGGCCCCAGAGGACCCAAAGGUGACACUGGUGUGCCUGGAUUUCCAGGACUGAAAGGAGAACAGGGUGAAAAGGGAGAGCCGGGCGCCAUCCUGACUGGGGACAUUCCUCUGGAAAUGGUGAAAGGGAGAAAGGGUGAACCUGGAAUUCAUGGAGCCCCAGGACCCAUGGGCCCCAAAGGACCACCAGGUCACAAAGGAGAAUUUGGCCUUCCCGGACGACCUGGUCGUCCAGGAUUGAAUGGCCUCAAGGGUGCCAAAGGAGAUCGAGGAAUCAUGAUGCCAGGUUCACCUGGCCUACCUGGCCCCCCAGGACCUCCUGGACCCCCUGGAGCUGUGGUUAACAUCAAAGGUGCUGUUUUCCCAGUACCUGCCCGGCCACACUGCAAAACACCAGUUGGUACUGCUCAUCCUGGGGACCCAGAGCUUGUCACCUUCCAUGGUUUGAAAGGAGAGAAAGGAUCCUGGGGUUUUCCAGGUUUGAAAGGAGAAAAAGGUGAUCAAGGAGCCCAAGGACCACCAGGUCCUCCAGUUGAUCCAGCUUACCUGAGACAUUUUCUGAACAGCUUGAAGGGGGAGAAUGGAGACGCAAGGUUCUGGGGAGAUUCCAACAGCAACCUCUUUGUGUCCGGGCCUCCGGGCCUACCAGGACAUCCAGGCCUGGUUGGACAGAAAGGAGAGGCUGUUAUUGGGCCCCAGGGACCCCCAGGAAUUCCAGGUCUUCCUGGGCCACCUGGUUUUGGGAGACCAGGUGCCCCUGGACCACCAGGACCCCCAGGGCCACCAGGACCUCCUGCAAUCCUGGGUGCAGCUGUGGCUCUUCCAGGCCCACCUGGCCCUCCUGGACAGCCAGGGCUCCCUGGAUCCAGAAAUUUGGUCACAGCAUUCAGCGACAUGGGCGACAUGCUUCAAAAAGCGCACUUGGUGAUAGAGGGGACCUUCAUCUACCUGAGGGACAGUGCGGAGUUUUUCAUUCGUGUCCGCGAUGGUUGGAAAAAAUUACAGCUGGGAGAGCUGAUUCCCAUUCCUGAUGACAGCCCCCCACCACCAGCGCUUUCCAGCAAUCCAUACCAUCCCCAGCCUCCACUGAACCCCAUUUUAAGUGCCAAUUAUGAGAGGCCUUCUCUGCGUCUGGUUGCUCUGAACACACCGGUGGCUGGGGACAUCCGAGCUGAUUUUCAGUGCUUCCAGCAGGCCAGGGCUACAGGACUGCUAUCUACCUUCCGAGCUUUCCUGUCAUCUCAUUUGCAAGAUCUCUCCACAGUUGUGAGGAAGGCAGAGAGAUUCGGCCUUCCAAUAGUGAACCUCAAGGGUCAAGUGCUUUUUAACAAUUGGGACUCAAUUUUUUCUGGUGAUGGAGGUCAGUUCAAUACACACAUUCCAAUAUAUUCCUUUGAUGGCCGGGACGUGAUGACUGAUCCUUCUUGGCCCCAGAAGGUUGUCUGGCAUGGCUCCAACCCCCAUGGCGUUCGUCUCGUUGAUAAGUACUGUGAAGCUUGGCGAACCACAGACAUGGCGGUCACGGGAUUCGCCUCACCACUGAACUCGGGGAAGAUUCUGGACCAGAAAGCAUAUAGCUGUGCUAAUAGGUUAAUUGUUCUGUGCAUCGAAAACAGUUUCAUGACAGACGCUAGGAAGUAAUAGCCUUCCCAUGAUUCUUAAAAGAGUUUUUUAAUUUUUCUUAUGUGAAGAGUUGACACUGAAAUCUAAAAUGUUUAAAUGUUGUAAAUAUUACAGUUUUUUAAAUUACGCAUUCAUCCAAAGAGCAACCAAAGAGAACAUACCUCAGUACACUUAAAAGGAAAGACAUAAAGGAUUCAGAUCCAAGUCAAAUCCGAUCCAUACAUUGGUGCUAGAAUCAGCUGGAAGUCCCCCGCAGUGUGAACACACCCCAACACAGAGUAAGGCUGAGCAGGAAAACAGAGGCCAGAGCUCUUGCCCAGUGCGUCCUUCAGAAAGUGAUUGCUUCUUUUCACUCACAGUUAUUGGGUGUAAGAUGCCUUCAUGUUUUCUUACAAAGCCAGAUUUAGAGACACAACCCUUUCUAAUUUACGUGCGAUCCGAGUGCCCUGUAAUUUCAUAGCCACCCAUCCAUCCAGCGAAACAGAACUGCUCAAAGAUCCUACUCAUAUUCUCUUAUACUGUCAGGUUUUAAUACAAUUUUCCCCCUAAAAUAUUAUGGUCAUCAUACUGUAGAGUUUUAUGUGUUUACCUAAUCAUAGUUUAGUGUGGCCUCUGUUUAUGUAAUUCCGACUUGCCGGAAACGUUGAAGCUAUAAAUUAUCUGAACUUAGAAAAGAAAUGGCACAUAAUUACUACCCUUUCCUUGGCAGCCCUCCUUGCCAUCUCCCACCCUGAUUUUAUGAUUUCCAUUUGGCAAUUCUUGAAUUAUGACUGCAGCUGAAACAGGUUCGUAAAGAUGAAAUUUUCUGAAACUCUGUACCUUUGUGCUGUAGACUUUGUUUUUUUCCAUGUGAGAACAUAAAGACAUCUUUUCUGGGUGCUUUCUUCCA